This is a messenger RNA of Anguilla rostrata (American eel), 4485 nucleotides long. RefSeq lists its product as uncharacterized. Gene Ontology annotation, cellular component: SCF ubiquitin ligase complex. Gene Ontology annotation, biological process: SCF-dependent proteasomal ubiquitin-dependent protein catabolic process. The record is from RefSeq and is a predicted model, not a curated record. Lineage: Eukaryota; Metazoa; Chordata; Actinopteri; Anguilliformes; Anguillidae. Bases 404 to 3859 code for a protein of 1151 amino acids. The transcript has 16 exons. Gene Ontology annotation, molecular function: protein binding.
GGAGGUUUCGCUUCCGAUUAUUCCGGACAGACUUCUCAGUUUUAGCGGUCCAAUGCUAAACUGACGGAUCAGUCUCUUGCAACGUCGGAGCUACUUUGGAAUUUAACAGCUAUCCCGUUUCUGCUCUCAGCUUGUGCAGCUACUUUAGUUACCCUUUACCUGUGGUCAUGUUCUGUGCUACUUUUAUGGUAUCAUCGGGUAUCCAUAUGUCUUCCACCGUUAAAACGAUAAUACUGUCCUGCAGUACGUCAGCUAACUGGCUACUUGUAGCAGGCAGCCAGCACGUAAACACACGGCGACUACCUCAGUUCUGUCGCUGAAACGCGUUAGCUGCUAUGAUUUCCGCUUUGCGAGCGUGGCCAGGUCGCUAUAGUAACACCUGGGUUAGAAGCACGCACUUCAAAUGGGGUCUGAGCGUACGCAUCUCCCGGUGGCACGCGACAGAGAACUUAAUCAGGCUCAGACCCCCACACCCCGGCCCAGCACCCCACAUUUGGACACCCUCAGAACCAAGCGCCUGCAGUUCUUCAGCAAAUACGAGAGCGUCCAGAAAUCCAAAAGUACAGCUCCCCAUGCAGACGGGCCAAGCGACAAGCUGGUCUCUGUGUGCAACGACCCGGUCUCUGUGUGCGACGGGCCGGUCUCUGUGUGCGACGGGCCGGUCUCUGUGUGCAAUGGGCCUGUCUCUACGGACCCGGCCGCGGGCGUGGCAGAACUGGACCCCCUGCUGUUACGGGACUCCGGUGUGCCGGAACACCGGAAGCUUCGGCACGUGCUAGCCUGGGCUCAGAACUUCAUCAGAACCGGGCCCACGGACCCUCCUGCUGUGGGUCAGGGACGUGUGUCUCCCACAAACACCGACCGUGUGACAAAUGCAAAAUCCAGUCAUGUGACUCUUACCAACAGGGAAGAAUUACCCACCAGGCAGGUUCUCCAGUCCCCAGAAAUUUAUUUUUCACCCCAGUCCUGCACCCUCUCCCCACCCAGCUCUGAGCCUCAGUCCCAUCUUCAAUCCCAACCCUGCCUUGAGCCUGAUCCCCUGCCCCACCCCCUCUCCCAAACCUGCCUUGAGCCUGACCCCCUGACCUGCCCCCUCUCCCAGCCCUGCCCUGGGCCCCACCCCCUGCCCCGCCCCCUCUCCCAGCCCUGCCCUGAGCCCCACCCCCUGCCCCGCCCCCUCUCCCAGCCCCACCUCCCGUUACAGGCUGGAUCCAGCGUCUAUGAGACCUACCUCAUGUGUGUUGCUCGUUUGAGAUGCAAGGAGAUGCAGGGUCAUGAGGAGGUGCAGCUGGGCUGCGGGGAGACGCAGGGUCGUAAGGAGGCGCAGCUGAGCUACAAGGAGGCGCAGGGCCAUAAGGAGGCGCGGCUGGGAUGCAGGGAGACGCAGGGCCAUAAGGAGGUGCAGCUGGGCUGCAGGGAGACGCAGGGUUAUAAGGAGGUGCAGCUGGGAUGCAGGGAGAUGCAGGAACUUAAGGAGGCGCAGCUGGGCUGCAGGGAGGCACAGGGCCGUAAGGAGGCGCAGCUGGGCUGCAGGGAGACACAGGGCCAUAAGGAGGCGCAGCUGAGCUGCAGGGAGGCACAGGGCUUUAAGGAGGUGCAGCUGGGCUGCAGGGAGAUGCAGGGUCAUGAGGAGGCUCAGCUGAGCUUCAGGGAGGUGCAAGGCCGUAAGGAGGUGCUAGGCAAAGAGAGAGCAGGCAGACUACAAUCUCAGUGUGUUGACACCAGUGAUAACAGAUGUAUGAAUCUCACUAGAGUGAUUAAGGAUUUAAACAGCUCAAACUGUGAGAGGGGAGAGGGCAGGAGUCUGGCAGUGUGCACACUUUCACCUGUAUCUGUUCUGGAGGAGAUGCUUCCUUAUGCAGCUACACAUGUAAUUACACCUGCUGACCACACAACCACGGAACUACCCACAUACUCACCUACUGACCAAACAACCGCAGAACUACAUGCAAACACACCUGCUGAUCACACAAUCGCAGAGCUUCCCGCUAACACACCUCUUGACCACACAACUGCAGAACUACAUGCAAACACACCUGCUGUCUAUUCAACCAUGGAUUUACCUGCAGACACUCCUGCCGACCAUACAACCACGGAACUACCCACAUACUCACCUGACCAUACAACUACAGAUUUACCUGCAGACACAUCCGCUGACCACACAACCACAGAGCGACCUGCUAACACACCUGCUGACUGCACAACCACAGAGCGACCUGGUCCUGCCCCAGCAGAAGCCCCAGUGAGAGAGGCGCACUCAGGAGGGCAGGACGGGUGUCGCAGGGGUUCUGACGAAGGGAAGAAGCGGACCGUUGAAGGAAAGAAACCAGCAGGUUCCGCGCCCAGACGGGCCGUUAGCGCCGGCUCCUCACGCCGCCGGAGGUUCUGGGAAAAGUCCAGCAUGCUGUGGUCAUCCUACCCCGAGUGGACACUGCUGCCGAGUAUGAAAUCGUCCAAUCGGCCGGCGGCCACCUCUUCCUCUGUGGCUGACUGCCCUCCCCAGGACUCCGCCCUCAGCCCAGACCCCAGCCUUCUGAAAGACAGCAUUCGUCCUCCGCAUCAUCACGGGCAGCCAGGGGGCACUGUCUUCGAACAGUGGCUGUCUCUUCCUGAUGAGCUGUGGAUGGGCAUCCUGAAGCUGAUGUCCCAUGGUGACCUGUGCCACGUAGCGCAAACCUGCCAUCGCCUGUGCAGACUGGCCAAUGACAGAACACUGUGGCAGGUGGUGAGGAUUGAGAACAGCACGUGUCUGAAUGCCGAUUGGCUGAGCAGCAUAGGGAGGCGUGGCCCUGGCAGCCUGACCCUGUACAGGUGCACGGACAAGCAUGUCACUGCGCGAGGCCUGGAGGAGCUGUUCGCCCAAUCCGGUGGCUCCCUGAGGAAGCUGCGCAUUGUGAGCUGCAGCGGACCCGGUCUCCAUGGAGACAAGCUGCUGCUCCCCUGCAGCCGGCACUGCGCUCGCCUGACCGACGUGGACGUGAGCUGGACCGGCGCCACGGAUACCGGCGUCGCUGCGCUCGCUAGCGCCACCAGCAGGCAAGGCCUGUGUACAGCGCAAGCACUGAACACACUAACACACGUGACUGCAGGGUCAUCUUUCUUCCCUUGCAGUCUGGAGAGCGUGGUAAUCAAUGGAUGCAACAUAACCGACAGGGUCUUUAAAAUUAUCGCCAAAAGACAUGGAGGAAGCCUCCGCAGGUUAGAGGUUUUCGGGUGCCGGGGUCUCAGUGCCCCGUCUCUGAGCGCCAUGGCGACGGAUUGCCCCGACCUGAAAGCGUUGAACCUCGGGAAGCUUCCGAAGAUCACGGAGGCGUGUCUGACCUUCAUCACCGGCCGGCUCAGGCGGCUGACCUCCCUCGACCUGACGGGACUGGCUGUGGUGCGAGAUCACACCGUGCACCUGAUAGCGCGUCAGUGCCCCGAGCUCCAGGACCUCACGCUCCGCAGCUGCCCCUCCGUCACCGACCGCAGCCUGAUCGAGAUUAGCACCUACAGCGCCUCCAUCAGAUACCUGGAUGUGAGUGGCUGUUCAGCUGUGACAGAUUUGGGGAUUCAGGCGAUUUCCAUGGCCUGCCAGUGUCUUCAGUACCUGGACCUCAGCUCCACCAAAACCAGCAACAAAGGAGUCCGUCUCCUGGCCAGUUACGGCUCCAGGCAGCUGCACACAGUCAAACUCAGCUUCUGCUACAUCUGCCAGGACUCCCUCCGGAAACUGUGCCGAUACCACCGAGGGCUGCGGCUUCUCCAUCUCUAUGGUGCCUGCGACUUCCACAACGUCCAGGAGCUCCGACGCAUCAGCCCCAGCCUGGAGGCCAAGUGCGACCUCACCUGCGCGACCCCACCUGGGCGGCCUCAUUAACUGCACACCUGGACCGCAUUAACCCGGUCACCUGUCAUUCAGUCGGUCAUUAAGCCCGAACACACCAGAGUAUUUAAAUACUGCACCUGUCGUUUGUGUGGUUCAGUACUGUACUGGUCAUUUGUAUAUAAAUAGACUUAGAAUUAAAACGCUUGUAUAAAGUCUUCACUCUGGUAGUUGUUUGAUAAAAAAAGCCAAAUAAUUAUAAUUGUAAGAAAACUGUUGAAAUAACAUUGUAACGUUAUUUUAAAUUUAUGUAAAUAAUCAAAUCCAAAAUCUGUAAAUGUUUGUGUUUUAUUUUUAGUUAACUAUUAAAAUAGUUUGCCUCUAUUCUGGGGUUAGUCUAAAACCUUUAGAUUACACAAAUAUUGACCUCCAGCAUUAGCGCUUCAGAUAAACUUAGAGUGGGAAUUCUGAGGAGUAUUAAGUGUAUGUGACUCAAAUGAAAGACACGAGUCAAUCAAUAACUCGGGUUACAUCCGGAUGUGCUGCCGGUGGCCAUUCUGACCAAGGUGAAAGAAAAUGAGGAAAUUAUUACAGAAGAAACAAGCGUCUUGUGUAAUCACCGGCGCACUUCUUUAAACUGUAAGCUAUUAAACUACGAAGCUAUUAAACUGUAAGCCUAA